This is a messenger RNA of Ambispora gerdemannii, 732 nucleotides long. Lineage: Eukaryota; Fungi; Glomeromycota; Glomeromycetes; Archaeosporales; Ambisporaceae. The record is from the annotation of a GenBank genome assembly.
AUGGAUGACCAUAAAACCACAAUUAUUGCUCGACAUGAUCAUGAUUCACUUGAUCCUGAAAUUUUAGAAUCAAUAAGAAAAUGUUUUUUCAACGCAAUAGAUUGUGGUCUAAAAAAGAAGCAAAUCUGCGAAACUCUAGAACAACACUUAAAUUCCAUAGAAAUAACCACUCAUUAUUUAUACUGCACUUUGGAACUGAACGCAUCCUCGUCUUCAUCCAAUCCAGAAAACCUUGUCUUACUAGGAUUUUUAUACGAGAAAGGACGCUCAAGUCAUUGGUUAAACAACGAGGCAUUUGCUUACCAAAAAUAUCGAGAAUCUGCGGACACAGGCAACUCAUAUGGCCAAUACUUUGUCGGCGUAUGUUUCAAGAAAGGAAUCGGGAUAAACAUAGAUUGGCAAAAGGCAUACGAGUUUUUCAACGUGUCUGCUCGACAACGAAAUCCGGCUGCUUGCUAUAAAUUGGGGUCGGGAUAUGAUCGUGUGCAAGUGCCAAAGCAGAAAAAGAAUUGUCGGUUAAAGGCGUUUUUGUUGUAUAUUGAAGCGGCAAAUGCGGGUCAUGUUAUGGCGAAAAUUCUUACGGGGCUUUGCUGUGAAUUGAAUUGGGGAGUUGAGAGGGAUAUUCAUCAGGCGAUUAGAUGGCUGUUGCAAGCAAACAAUGACCAACCGUUGGUAGUUAAAAAUGCUUUACUGCGUAUAUUUCAUCCUCAAGUUCCAUUGAUCUACUACUGA